Molecule: messenger RNA, 6750 nt
Organism: Monodelphis domestica (gray short-tailed opossum)
Lineage: Eukaryota; Metazoa; Chordata; Mammalia; Didelphimorphia; Didelphidae
Gene: FCSK
Product: fucose kinase
Biological process (GO): GDP-L-fucose salvage
Molecular function (GO): ATP binding; fucokinase activity
Source: RefSeq, a predicted model, not a curated record
UAGUGCUCUGGGAAGGAAGAAGGGCACCCUCUAGGACAAAGAUUCUUUACCUUUUUUUUUUUGGUCAUAGACUCCUUUGGCAGUCUGCUGAAGCUCAGGGUCCCUUCCUGGAAUAGUGUCUAUAAAUACAUUGACUUACAAAGAAAGGCAAGUUUACUAAAAUCUAGUUAUCUAUUUUUAAAAGCCAAGUUCUCAGCCUUCAGGUUAGGAACCUCUGCUCUAAGACUUAAGCAAUACAGGGAUGCAGCUCUUCCACCCCCACAAAGUAUUUUAUACUGUACUCAGCUUAUGGAAUCAGGUGCCAAACAAUGAUUUUUCCCUGCAUAGCCUUUGCAGAUAGCCGUUGAUUACCCAUGGAUAUGCAGCUCUCUUAAUCAUCCACUAUUAGUAUCUCCUAGAAUGCCUCCACUCCCAGGGAUAAGCCAACACUUUCAUGGGGAGAUCACCUUGGGAAUGGAUGGACUAGGGGAAAAGGAGAGGGUGGAAAGGAACAAGGAUUUAUUAACCUUGUGCCAGGCACUUUACAAAUAUUGUCUCCAGUUGAGGAAACUGAAGCCAAUGUUAAUUAAGUGACUUUAUACACUCAUAGCUGGUAAAUGUCUGAGGCAAGCUAUCUAUUGUCUCUUCUUGACCCCAUUUGAGAUUUUCUAGGAAAAGAUAUUGGAGUGGUUUGCCAUUUCCUUCUAUCAUUUGACAGAUUAGGAAACUGAAGCAAACAAGAUUAAGCAAAUUGUCCAGCUAAAGUGCCUGAGGCUGGAUUUGAACUCAUGAAGAUGAAGCUUCCCAAUUCCAAGUCCAGUCUUCUAUCUAGCUCUUAACUAUUGAGGCUUAGUAGAUAACUAGUGGUUCUAGCUGAAUCUCAUAACCAUAGCUUUGGAGCUAGAGAAGACCUCUGAGUUCUCUUUGAACUGAGCACAGAGCAAUCUGAAAUGGAAAAUGACUUGCAAAGUCAUCCAGUGAGGGUGUGAGGGCUAUUUGUGGAGUUAGCUAUCACUCCAACUCUUGUCUUUUGACUCACAGCCAUUCAGGACUUUCCCAGCUAGACCGUUCUUCCUAGGUGGAGACCUAAAGGUAAAUUAGAGCCAGUUUAAUCUGGCAGGGGCCAGAUGUUCCAGUUACUGCUCAUUCUGAGCAGAGUGGAAACUAGACAAGGGGUGGAAACCAAAGAACCCUUCUUUCUCACAUAAAUUGUCCUACCCCAUCAGACUAUUUUCACUGUGUCACCUCCCCCCCCAGUGCCUUGUGAGUUCCUUAUUCUACUCCUUUGCUCCAGCCUGGCCCUUACGACUCCCCAAACUCCUGCUCAUUCCUUGAUGAGCAUUCCCUGUUCCCUUAUACCUACUACUCCUAUCAUCCUCAUCCCAUUCAUGUCCCUCCCCCACUCUUACCUUUUAUUGUGCCCUCUGUUCUAUUGAGAACAGGCUACCCUUUAUAUUAGACCUCUGCUCUCUCCUCACCCACAUUUCUUUGUAUAUAUUUCCUUAUAUGGGUACAUACUGGUUUUCCCCCAAUCGAAUAGAAGUUCAUUGAGGUUAGGGACUUUCCCCAUGUCAUGUUUGUAUCUCCAAGGCACAGCACAGGGCCUGACAUCAAACAAAUGUUAUCGCUGCAUCAAAUCAAAGUAUAAAGAAGAGCUUAAACAAUUUUGGGGAGCUAGGUGGUGAAGUGGAUGGAGCAGCAGGUCUGGAGACAGGAAGACCCCAGUUCAAAUACAGCUCCAAACACGGGCUGUGUGACCUUGGGCAAGUCACUUCACCCUGUUGGUCCCAAUUUCCUCAUCUGUAAAAUGAGUUGGAGAAGGAAAUGGCAAACCACUCCACUCUCUUUGAAAAGAAAACCCUAAAUGGAGUCAUGCUCUGAACAACAAAUAAAUUUACAUUAGGGCAACAGUAUGUAAUCAAAAUAAGAGGACUCGAAGCCGAGGUGUUGGAAGAGAUUUUUGGAGUCAUACAGAUAAGAUGUGGACACACCUGGACUAGGCACGAGCAGUUAGAAUCCAUCACUUCUGAGAAGGAACAGGAUCGGUCUGCUGAGACUAGAUCACCCCUGAAGUGAUUUAAAUGAAAUAGAGAAAGAUGCUCUGUCUGGAAACAGGGGAAGAGAGAGAUUCUGAGCAUUAGAGGCUGGCACAUGCAUGGCAUUCUCAGCACACCUUGGAGGAGCCAAGAGAGAACUGAGUCGCAGCAGAGGACGGAGAUACUGAGGAAUCAUCGGCUCCACAGGCAUGUUGGGGAGGAGGAGCCAAGUGGAGGGAAGAAGACUCAAGAAAAGGUCCAGGCCCUGGGCUGAGAUGGAGCAUCAGAAUGGUGUGAAUUGGACGGUCAUUGUCCUGACGUGCCAAUACAAGGACAGUGUCUAUGCCUUUCAGAAAGAGCUCGAGGUGCGGCAAAAGCGAGAGCAGAUACCCCGAGAGACCAUCCUACUCACGGUAGAGGAUCCCGAGGCACAAGUGGGCAGUGGAGGGGCCACUCUCAAUGCCCUCCUGGUGGCUGCAGAGCACCUGAGUGCCCAGGCAGGCUAUACGGUAGUCACUUCGGAUGUCCUGCACACAGCCCGGAUCCUUAUCAUGCACAUGGGCCGAGACUUUCCUUUUGAUGACUGCGGCCGAGCUUUCACCUGCCUCCCUCUGGUGGACCCUGCAGCCCAAGUGGAGGCUCUCACCUAUAACCUGGACCGGCUGCUGGACAUCAUGACACACAGGCUGGGCCGUGGCUCCCCACCAGGUGUCUGGGUCUGCAGCACAGACAUGAUUCUCUCUGUUCCAACAAGCCCAGAGAUCUGCUGGGAUGGUUUCCAAGGAGCCAGAGUGUUCUCUCUGCCUGGGAGUGUGACCUAUGCCCAGGACCAUGGGGUCUACCUCACUGACUCCCAGGGCUGUGUCCUUAACAUUUUCUACCAGAGCUCAGAGGCCCAGAUACAGCAGUGUGCGAGGCCGGAUGGAAGAGUGCCACUGGUCUCUGGCAUUGUCUUUUUCUCUGUGGAGAUUGCUGAGCGACUCCUGGCCACUCAUGUCUCACCACCCUUGGACGCCUGCACCUACAUGGGUCUGGACUCUGGUGCUCGACCUGUCCAGCUGUCGUUAUUCUUUGACAUUUUGCUGUGCAUGGCACGAGAUGUCAACCGUGAGAGCUUUCUGGCUGGUUGGCACCCUGAGGUGGGUCAGGGCGACAUGGAGGAAGCGGGGAACCAACGGAGAGCACGGGCUGUACUGUGGAAGGAGCUCCGGGACCAGCUUCUUAGCCUUGCUUAUAUCCCAGACGGCGCCUACGAUUACAUGACCUUGGCAGCCAGUGCCCACCUCCGCAGCCUGAUGCUUCCCCGGGACCUCUUUGCUCAGGUCGUGCACUCCCAGGUGGAGAAUCCUCAGUUCUUGGAAGCCGGCUGUUCUGUGGUCAAUAGCCUGCUGGAGGGAGAGGUUCGCCUGGGCGCUGGGAGUAUGAUUCAGCAUUGCCAGCUCCAGGGCCCCAUCCACAUCGGCCCCGGGUGCCUCCUGCUCGGUCUGGACGUGGCCUCCUCCAAGGACCUGCACGGCUUGGUGCUGAACGACGUCAUCCUCCAAGGACACCAUAUCCAGCUGCAGGGCACUUCCAUCCAGGUGUUCACUCUCAUUGGGCGCCAAGAUGACUGGCAGUGCCCAAUAUUGGAGAAAGGUACAUAUCUCAAUGUGCCAUGGAAUGAGUUCUUCCAGAGAACAGGCAUCCGGGAUGGAGACAUCUGGGACAUGGAUUCUCAGCCAGCAGAACGAUGUCUUCUUACCGCUCGACUCUUUCCUGUCUUCUUCGCCUCCCGGUCCCCAGGCCCCCAGGAUGUGCUGUGGCUGCUGAACUCCAUUGGCAAAGACUUCCUCCAGGCUUGGAGGGCCGCCUGGCGCAUGUCCUGGAAGCAGCUUCGGCUCCACCUGGACCAGGCUGCCACGCUGGCUUCUCGGCGGGCCCUCUUCUUCCAACAGGCCCAGGGGAAGGUGCGGCAUGUGCUGGAGGAACGUCGAGACCUCAGCCUGCUUCCGCUCAUCAGGGCUGCCACCCAUGAGGGGUACCACGGCCUGCUGCUGACCACACUGGACCAGGUUGCAGCUCAGGCUCAAGAUCCUGGCGUGGCAGCCCGGGCCUUGGCCUGUAUAGCCGAUGUCCUGGGUUGCAUGGCUGGGGGCCACGGGGGUCUUCGGAGUGGACCGGCAGCCAACCAGGAGUGGGCCCUGGCCUUCCAGUACCUGGAGAAAGGAGACAUGGCUAGGGGUGUGGAAGAACUUGCCCGCGAGAGGGACAAGUGGCUGGGCAGGCCGGCCCUGCUGGUGAGAGCUGCCCGCCAUUAUGAAGGGGCCGAGCAGAUCCUUAUCCGCCAGGCGGUGAUCUCUGCCCGCCGCUUCGUGACCUCAGUGCCCGUGGAAUGCCCGCCCCUCGGGCACUGGGUGGUGGUGGAGUGUCCGGCCCGUGUGGACUUCUCGGGGGGCUGGAGCGACACGCCGCCCAUCACCUACGAGCAUGGAGGAGCUGUGGUGGACUUGGCCGUCCUGGUGGAUGGGCGGAGGCCCAUCGGGGCCAGGGUGCGCCGGAUCCCCCAGCCCGAGCUGCAGCUGUCCACGGGCACCCAUUCGGGCGAAGUGUGCCAGAGCCUGGAGGACCUGCGGGAUUACUGUCAGCCUCACGCCCCGGGGGCCCUGCUGAAGGCGGCUUUCAUCUGUGCCCAGAUCGUGCAGCUCCCCUCCGCAAACACCCUGCAGACCCAGCUUCUCCACGGCUUUGGGGGCGGCUUCGAGCUGCACACGUGGUCCGACCUGCCCCACGGCUCGGGCCUGGGCACCAGCAGCAUCCUGGCCGGGGCCGUGCUGGCGGCCUUGUAUCGGGCGGCGGGGAGAGAGGUGGGCACCGAAGCUUUGAUCCACGCCGUUCUCCAUUUGGAGCAGAUGCUCACCACAGGAGGCGGCUGGCAAGACCAGGUGGGCGGCCUCGUCCCGGGCAUCAAGAUAGGGCGAUCGAGGGCGCAGCUGCCGCUGAAGGUGGAGGUGGAAGAGAUCUCGGUGCCUCCUGACUUCAUACAGACCCUCAACGAGCACCUGCUCCUGGUGUACACGGGCAAGACCCGCUUGGCCCGAAACCUGCUCCAGGAUGUCCUGAGGAAUUGGUAUGCCCGGCUGCCUGCGGUGGUAGACAAUGCCCAGGCCCUGAUCAGCAAUGCUGAGGAAUGCGCCCGGGCCUUCUGUCAAGGGAACCUGCCCCUUCUGGGCCAGUGUCUGACCCAGUACUGGGGACAGAAGAAGUGCAUGGCCCCGGGCUGUGAGCCCCAGGCUGUGCGGCGCAUGAUGGACGCCCUGGAGCCUUACGUGUAUGGCCAGAGCCUGGCAGGGGCCGGGGGUGGAGGCUUCCUCUACUUGUUGACUAAAGAGCCCCGGCAGAAGGAGGUCCUGGAGGCGGUGCUGGCUAAGAUGGAGGGCCUGGAGAAUUACAGCAUCCACCUGGUGGAGGUGGACACCCAGGGCUUCAGCCUGAGGGUGCUGGCCAGUGAUGCUUCUGCCUGAUGGAUCCUAGACCCCCAGGCCCUGGUCCAGCCAGGCUCUGUUGUGGGGCCCAGAAGAGAAGAGCCCAAACUUCGUGCUAGGGAGCCUUGGCUUCUUUGCUUUCCUCAUAGGAAGUGGGAAAUGCCAUUCUCUUUAGUUUCUCUCUGGGGACUUGAGACCACUGGCAAGCCCAUUCUUUUUCCUCCUGGACACGGCUGGGAGGGUGUUGGGGAUUCCCCUGUCUCAGCAGACAUCAGCAUGGUCUUGGCUGCAGCCACGAGACUGAAGGACCUCAUCUCAUCUUCCUGUCAUGAGGUGGAGGGCUCAAACUCAGAGCUGGGGCCCACCUUGCUGGCUGAUGACUGUGCUGGUCUCAAAUUUUGCUUUGCAAUGGAAGAACACUAUGAGCAGAGAGAGCUAAUGUGGGACUGAACUAGGGAGUCCCCUCCAUGGGAACAGGCCUUUUAAGAGAACUCUGCUAUCUUUCUCCUGGGUCAUGCUGCUAAUUCUCCAGUCACAAUUCAUUUCUACAAAUUGGGUAAAUGGAUAUUGAUGAGGGCCCUGACCUUCAUUUUUGUUGGGCUGUAGUACCACCAGGCCCACUCCUCCUCUGGCCCAAAUGGAUCAAAGGAGUUUAAAGAAACCUUAUUGCUCAUCUAGUCCAGUGUUCUCAUUUGGUAGGUGAAUCAGAGGUCCCAAAGUCUUUUAGGACAUAGGAUACUGCCUACUGACAGGAGUCUGGCCUGGCCACCCCCUCCUUACCCAGAAAUCAAGCCAGUUGUCCUUAUGCACACCAAGGGGCCUUGUGAAUCCUUGUCUUUUCUUUCCUCCUUCUAGAAUGCCCCUGCUGUUUAUAAGUUUUCUGCAUACUUUGGCCCAGCUACAGAAAAUAUACUAUGGAGGUUAUUGCCCUUCCCUACAGAGGAAGCUGGGCUUCCCUCUCACCAGGCUUCAUAGAACUACUCAUAUAUUAGCAACUUGGCUAGUAGGAGCAGGGAGCAAUGCUAUAGUCGUUUUGAGGCUGGGAUUCAUUCAUGCCAUGCACAAUGAGUAUGGUGGGAUGUUCCCUUCACACGCAGCCAGUCCUCUAGCCUUGAGCUGAAGAAACCGUACAAAGUCAUGGCAAAUUCAGAUUUUAACAAAACAAAUGUUGAGUUGUGUUCUGAAGGGGACACAGGACCCCUGCACAGGUGACCACCAGAACCAGGUCUCUUAGGUUGGGAUUUUUAGUGAUAAUAAACCAAUGAAUCUUUAAA